AUCCAAAUCCUGACCAGUCCUUACAGACGGCUGCCGCAGUACAUCUCUCUUUGAUUUCCCUAUCAUCCUGGCGUUCUACAGUCACUAAUCUGCGUUGUCGGUUUGGAGAAUUACCAUCUUCAUCGACGAGUAAUGGCCAAGUUGAAAUCGCCGUCGCCACAAGAAUUGUACCAUGCGAGGAGACAGCGGGAGGAAGAGGAGAGGAUCGCUUUGCUUCCGCCGGGGUUCAUUAACAACGGAAAUACGUGCUUUAUGAAUUCGGUGCUCCAGGGCUUAAUCGCGACGAGGCUGCUCUCAGAUCUUAUAUAUUUCAGGCCCAUCUCUCCUAUUGAUCAGUACCACUCGGAAACUCGUCUUGAAUCUCGGAGGUCACCGCUACUCACCAAUGGUGUCAAGGCCGCUGGGAAGGAUAAGCAGGAAUGGGUGAAUACCAUGCCCAUCGGAGACGUCUUUGUGAACGUCAUGCUAAAGGCCUGGGAUGCGCAGAGGAAUAAACGGAGGGAGAAUCAGAGCCCGAGGGCGCUUCUUGGCGUGCUCGGCCGGAAAUAUGACCAGUACCUUGAUUUUGCUCAGCAAGACGCGCAUGAAUUCAUGCGUAUCCUCCUUGAUGCCAUGCGAAUGGAGGAGCUUGAUGCCAUAAAGAAACGGCAACCGCCACCGCCGCCCGAGAGAGCCAAGAGACGCCGCAGACGAACGUUGACCCCGUCUAACCAUAAGCAUGAUGACGACGACAAGCUGCUGUCCCUUCCUGACAUGAUUUUUGGGGGCAAGCUUACGAGCGUUCUCGUUUGUCAGAAAUGCAAGCACGUAUCACAGACAUACGAGGACUUCAACGAUCUCAGUCUCAGUAUAAAACCGGAAGACUAUGCAAAAGAGCGCAAACGCGAUCGAUUGAGGAACUUAGCGAAACGGCUAACUCCUGUAUUCCCUGCGGCAUCUAACCUCGGUGUGGACAAGGCAUCAGGGCACCGCUCAUCAUCGGCACCACCGAGUCCUAGGGAACCAGAACAUGACGAGCCUCCCAUAGCAGACGAUCCUCGGCGCAGAAGUCUGAAUACCCUGGCGGAACCAUCUGCGGGGCCACAUGUCGAGGAUGAAACGAUAAAAGAUCCGACGGUUUCCGAUGGUGAGAAGCGACUUGAAUUUGCGGAUCUACCGAAGCCGGAAAAGAAGGAUAAGGGUAAAGAUGACGGAUGGGUCAAGCUGAGUCGCCGAAUUAGUGUCAGUGUCGGGUUAAUUAAGACCAAAGAGCGCAAGAGCCGGUCGCGGGAGAGACGCUUAAGUCAGGACUUGUCGCGGCCGGGUACACCAUCGGCGUCAGCUAGCGAGGAUGUGUCCUCUUCUGAAGGAAGACAUAGCACGUCUGAGACUGCUUCCAUUCAUUUCACCAAGCCGGAGCACCCAGACGUGGGAGAAGCACCUCAACCGCGUAUUCGUGCGCUUUCCCCUCUCCAUGUCAUCGCGACGCCGUCAUCCAGGGCUUCAAGUACCACGUCCAUCCCUCGCUUUGCUAACAUCAAUCGAAGCAAAUCCCCCAAACCACCCAAGCCAUCCCGAGCUGAGCAAGCGUAUCUACGAAAGAUUCUAGCAGAUGUCACGUACCAAUCAGCGCCUAAUCCCUUUGCUCUCCUCAAUCAUCUCAAUGGAUCAUCUUCGAACUCCCAUCAUCAUUCCAGUCAUGCCUCGCAGCAUGUGUGGUUGAAAAUGGGUCAGCUACAAGGCAUUGAGGACUGUUUGAAAAUGUUCACUGCGGUAGAAAUCCUGGACGGGGAGAAUAUGGUCGGUUGCAGACGAUGUUGGAAGAUCGCGAAUGGGCUGUACAAACCCAGUUCAAACCGCGAUGAAGGGGAUGCUGAUUCGGAUAGCCUUGACAACCACGAAUCGCCACCGCUGCCUGAACCCAGACCGCGGACGCCAUCCUCAGAGACAUCUACGAACGAUCUGCCAACAUCUCUAUCAAGUCCUAAUAUUCCGCUUUACUCUCACUCAGACUUUAGCGACACCGCAGAGUCUAUCGUAUCAUUGCCGACAAUGAUUGCGUCGGAGUCUGUCGUGGGUCUAAAGCACACUCCGUCCCCAUUAGCCCUUGCUAGCGUCAACGGUAUCCAUACCCCUGGUGGACUGCCAAUUCCGUCAAUAGCGACGACAGAGCCACCAGGACCUGACGAUACUCCCUCGGGCCCUUCAGACUCGGAUGACAGCCUGAAUGAUUCAUCCUUUCCCAAUGGUAACAAUAAUACCCCUUCCAAUGAUAUACCCCAAACAAACCUAUUCGCCUCAAAAGACUCUCUGUUACCUGCGCCCACGUACCGCCAGUAUCAUGGCGGGCGAAGUCUGGACGCUUCUGAUGAUGAUAGUUCUGACGGUGGCGAAAGCGAAGCCACAUCUGCGGAGUCCGGGUCUGCACCGAAAACUGCCAAUAAGAAAAAGCCAAAACCAGUCAUUAUGCGCCCCGCGUAUAAGCGGUACCUCAUCGCGACACCUCCACCUGUCCUCGUCGUCCAUCUGAAACGCUUUCAGCAGAUCUCUAAAACGACGAUGAUUUCCUUUUCCAAUGGCUUCAAAAAAUUGGAUGAUUAUGUGACGUUUCCCGAGGUCCUGGAUUUGACGCCUUUUCUCGCGCCCAAGAAGGAGGAUUUUUUUGGAGGAAGCAAGCCUCACAUAAAAGAGGUGGAGAGAUGCUUAUAUCGCCUGUAUGCGGUGGUGGUGCAUAUUGGUAGUAUGUUGGGGGGUCACUAUGUCGCUUAUACUGCUCUCCCAAACUCGAGUCCUGGGGAAGACAGUCUGAAGACUCCCACUUCUGCUAAUUCACAUCCCCAGAAACCGCAUAGACAAUGGGCUUACAUUAGUGAUACGAUUGUUCGAUUGACGACCUUGGAAGAAGUGCUCAAGGCCAAGGCGUACAUAUGCAUGUACGAGCGGAUAUGACCUAUCGUUUGCAUACUUAACUUAUUAUCUUUUGGACUGUUCAUGUAAGUACUAAGCAACUGUAACACAAUAGAAGAACAUGUAGCGGGAUGAUGAUGAAUGGUUGCAUUGUCUUGUUUUCCGUUGAUGUGGUAGGUAUAUGGCUAACAGUCUUCGAGGUAACAUAGCCAGGUGGUGUCACGCCGUGAAUAACUUCAGGGGAUAUGGCGGACCGGCUCCGAUCGGUCGAUUCGGAGUUGUUGACUCUCCCAGGUAAAUUCCCAUUCAUUUUCGGUGUUCACGCCUAUGCCGAUGUGAGUAAUUGGGAAGUAUGAGCCACUUGAAGGGCGCAAGUUGUGCUUAUGUGUGGAG
Messenger RNA from Desarmillaria tabescens, 3279 nucleotides. RefSeq lists its product as uncharacterized. The record is from RefSeq and is a predicted model, not a curated record. Gene Ontology annotation, biological process: protein deubiquitination. Lineage: Eukaryota; Fungi; Basidiomycota; Agaricomycetes; Agaricales; Physalacriaceae. The transcript is spliced from 5 exons. Gene Ontology annotation, molecular function: cysteine-type deubiquitinase activity. The coding region runs from base 133 to 2928 and encodes 931 amino acids.